CCUCGGCCACGACUGUCAGUUGAGUCCAGCUGGGAGGAGGCCCAGGGCCGCCCAAGAUACUUGUGUCCGGUGGCGGAUUAGCUGCCGGAGCCCAGGCUGCGCCCACCUUUCUCCCUGCUGAGCAGAGGGCUCUGUCCCACCAGGUGCCCAAGAGCUGGACCAUGAGGCUGGCCGUGGCAGCCCUGCUCCUGGGCCUCACGAUGAUGGCCACCGGAGACGAGGGGGACAAGGACCCGUGCGUAUACGAAGCCCUGCCUGACAACGACGCUGUCCUCUGCAAGGGCCUUAAGGUUUUCUACCCAGAGUUGGGGAACCUCGGCUGCAUGGUUGUUCCGGAAUGCAACAACUACAGACAGAAGAUCACCUACUGGACCGAGCCGAUCGUCAAGUUCCCCGGGGCCUUGGACGGUGCAGCCUACACCCUGGUGAUGGUGGAUCCGGAUGCCCCCAGCAGGUCUUCUCCCAAAGCUCGAUUCUGGAGACACUGGCUGGUGACAGAUAUCAAGGGCGCUGACGUGAAGAAAGGGAAGAUUCAGGGCCAGGAGUUAUCACCCUACCAGCCUCCUUCCCCACCAGCACAAAGUGGCUUCCAUCGCUACCAGUUCUUCAUCUAUCUUCAGGAAGGAAAGACCAUCUCUCUCCUUCCUAAAGAAAACAAAACUCGAGGCUCUUGGAAUAUGGACAGAUUUCUGAGCCGCUUCCACCUGGGCGAACCUGAAGCCAGCACCCAGUUCAUGACCCAGAAUUACCAGGACACGCUGCAUCACCAGACUCCGGGAGGAAGCAGUGAGCCCGAGGACAAACCUGAACCGAGAUAACUGCCCGCCAGACCUCAGGCUUCACGUUGCAGGUUCUCCCUGAAAUUGCUUGAAGCGUAAUCCAAAACACCUGGAUUCAACAUGAUUCUAAUGAGUUCGUUGGAAUGUAGGCACAAGCAGAGGUUUCAAAUGGAAGUGUGUGGCUGGCUUGGCGAGGAGCCUGUGACCUCUGUGACAACCUAGGGCAGUGGGACCUUUGCUCAGAGUGGCACAGAUGCUACUCCACCUACCGGGAGCCCCGGCAGAAAUGCUGCUCCUCCCUGACGUCCCUGUGAGCUGUACCCCCUCCCCUCCCCUGGGCAGGGGCUCCUCCCCUACCUUGAGUGCUGGGUCCCAGGGGUGCUGGGAAGCAGGUCCAGCUAGUCUUUCUUCUAUUCAUUGCCUUCUGCACAGUUUUUAUACCUCUCCUUCCUCUUACCCACACCUGCCAUCUCCUUUCUUUUCCCUAACAGCCAGAAUGGGGACAAAGGCUGAAAUUAAGAGCGGCAGCUUUGGAGUCACAAGGCCGUGAGUUCAAAUCUCAGCUCAGCCACUUCCUGGCCAAGGGUCCUCCAACUAACUACUCAGACUCUUUCCAACACCUUAGAUCU
Lagenorhynchus albirostris (white-beaked dolphin) is the source of this 1408-nucleotide messenger RNA. RefSeq names its product phosphatidylethanolamine binding protein 4 (gene PEBP4). The record is from RefSeq and is a predicted model, not a curated record. Lineage: Eukaryota; Metazoa; Chordata; Mammalia; Artiodactyla; Delphinidae. The transcript has 8 exons. Bases 162 to 818 code for a protein of 218 amino acids.